Molecule: messenger RNA, 4776 nt
Organism: Rhizoctonia solani
Lineage: Eukaryota; Fungi; Basidiomycota; Agaricomycetes; Cantharellales; Ceratobasidiaceae
Exons: 10
Coding region: 1-4776 (1591 amino acids)
Source: RefSeq, a predicted model, not a curated record
AUGGCGGCAGGUCUGGCUCCUAUGACAGACAUGGGCUUAGAAGACAUAAGCAUGGAUGAAAGCCUUCUACUAGCAGACCUAAGUAAUGUUUCGCAGGAUGAAUCCCAACAAAUCAACACCCAGACGCGAGCGGUAGUCUAUUGGGCUGCCAAUAAAGGUGUCACUUCGCAACAGGUGAAAGAGCUUUACCAAAUCGCUCAAAGCCCCCAGCCACAACAAAACCCGCACCCAUCUCCUCCUUCCUCUUCUUCCACAACCACCCCGAAGCUGCCAGAACUAGGUCCUUCUGAUGAGAAAGGAGUCGACUCACCCGUAGAUAGCACCCGCACCGCUUCUUGCAGAAAACGCAAUACCGCGCCUCGCCCAAUAUCCAUGCCUUUAUUUCAGUCCCCGACUCAUCAGUCCACUCAUAAAAGAACCAUGACCGAUGAUACAGGGGACUACUGGUACCGCACAUCAGCCGAUGUCACACGUAUGCUUGGACCAGAAGCAAGCAGUACUCCACCUCGAUCGCAAUCCCGUUCUCAAUCACAAUCUUGCAAACAAUCUCAACUCAAGCCACCCAUACAAAGCCCUCCUGCAUCUCCUCCUCGUCUGCCUGGUACUGGUCUUGUGAAGCAAUUUUCCCAGCUGUCGACAAGUGAGACAUCACAAGAGCGCGGGACGGUUUUAGUACCUGGAUCAUCUGACGAGAGCAACACCCAGCCUGGAACAACCCAAAUUGUCGAUUAUCCCUUUGAACACCUGGUUCAAGCAGACGCCUCCGAUCAGACCAUUUCUCAUUCCAGACUUAUUCCGUCCAAUGAACUCUUCUUUCAGCGGACCCAGAGCCCGCCUUUCAAUAUUCACCAACGGGCUCGCAGCCCGUCCUCCAGUCCUAGUCUUGGAGCUUCUCCCCGCCGAGUAUUUGGCGACAUAAAUAAGGGAGGAGGAAGCAGUCCUCCGGCAAGUUCGGCAAUGCCAACCCAGGAUCCAGAUUUGAACUCCCAGACUACGGGCAUGGUCGUUGACCCGGAUGGAACAGGCGAAGGGGGUUCACUGGAUACCCAAGCCACUGCUCCAACCCAACUUGAUCCGACCCAGCUCAAGUAUAUCAGUGCGACUCCGGUGAUUUCUGGCGGUCUACUCGCAGUUGAUCAAUCUCAAGAGACUCCGCCGACCGGACUUGAAGAACUUAACUCGGAAAGUAGAUCCUUAACACCGCCAACGCAGAUCCACAGGGCUGGAACGCGUUUCCGGACCAGCCCACCUCCCACCACACCCCUCCGGCUACAAGACUCGUCUCGUGAUGUUUUGGGCAAUUCAGUCACAAUCCAUUCGGUCUCACCACGACGUGCAUUUACUACACCUCUCACCCAUCCAAACUCCAACCCACAUAAACUUGAUAGAUCUCGCAAAUCAAGCUUCGCACCUCCUGUGCGCACUCGUCCCGAUGCACAACGUCCCCUACCAUCCCUUAAUACCGGUUCGGCACCGUUACAGUCCACAAGAAGUCGUUGGGAUGCCAAAAGAGCUGAGGAAGAAGAGCGAGAGGCACGUAUGACGGCAACUACCAUACCGUUACCACCCCGUACACCCAGCCCACGCCGACCUAGAGCGCCACCAACAACCAUAGGAAUUGGGACCCAGGACGUAUUGACCGAAUCGACUCCGUUUGUGAGCGGGAGAGGAGGGAUACGGACUCCAAAGGUCAAUAGUCCGCUAUUCUCGCCGAUGAAGACGGGAGUGAGCGAUGAUCCCGUUUCGGACGAAGAUGACCCGCUCACGGAGCCAGAAGCCAACAAUCCAGAACCUUCGAAACCCCCUGGCUCUAUCUCACAUCGUGGGAGUUCUCUUCCUCUUGAAUCUGGUCGAGCGGCUCGCCAAAAAGCUAAACAACGGGAAAAUGAUGUUCGAGAACAGUCCGAAAGCGAGCAGGAGUCCGAAGACGAUGCAACCCCACAACGCUCUAUAAAACCUAGCCGGGGCGGGUCCACUACACGUCGUGGUCGUGGUAGAGGUAGAGGCAGAGGGCGAAGCGUCGCCAAUACGCCUCGCACACCUUAUGAGGCUCAACCAGAGCCAAAGUCUCCCGUCCGAACGACUAGUACCGGAAAGAAACGAGCCCGGGGAGAUAUGCCUAGGGAGAAGUCCCCUGCUCCUGCGAAGAGACACAAAGUGAAACAGGCACCUAGCUCAGCCGCGCCAGCGUCAUCAAGUCUGACCGGCACUCGAGUUCUGGCAUGGUGGCAUGGAGGAAACUACUUCUUUGGAAGUAUUGUGUCCGAGGAGUCCAAAGGACGAUGGGAGAUUGGAUUUGACGAUAGCAGUUCAAGUAAGGUCCCAAUUACAAGAAUACGACGAGCCAUAUUGCAAGUAGGAGAUAGUAUUCAGGUGAAUAGUGGCGGUGAUUUAAUGGUCGACGCAACUGUUGUCAGUGUUGCAAACUGGGAAACAAAGCGCCAAGCCCGGGUUUUGAUGGUUCACGACGGCAAAGAGGUACGGAGGGAUGUAGAGAGCCGAGUGAUUUCCAUCCCGAGCAAGAUCGUGAGCAAGUCAUGGGGCGAUCGGAUGUUUGAAGUAUCUCCUGCACCACCGAUAAAGCGAAAAGGCGUUUUUUCCCAUAGCGGAACAGUGUCAAAAACUGGGUCGGAGCUUACUGGAUAUGCUUUCGUCCUCACAAUCAAAGCAGAAGACGUUGGAGUUGGCGAGAAGGAGCUGGAAGGGUGGAAGGUUAAACUGCGGACCAAGAUUGAAGGACACGGGGGAACUGUCGUGGAUGAGUGGGACGAAUUAUUUUCCAUUCGAGGACGAGCAGAUGCCAAUGGCUGGUAUGCUGAGGAAAUGGCGCUUCAUUAUGUGGGUGGGAGCUCUUGGCCGGACGUACGCAAGGUGUUCCUAUUAAGCGGGAGGAUGGGCACAACGCCCAAGUAUUUGAUGGCGCUGGCACUGGGGGUACCAUGCUUAUCGUAUAAAUGGGUGGACGAGUUCUUGCAAGAUGACACCUCUCAGUGGAUGGAUGCAUUGCUCCCCCGAGGGAUGUCUGAAUUUUACCAAACGGAGAUAUCUCAGGUUGUUGAUCCUCAACUUCAGUCCACAACCAACAUGGUCGAGACAUUGUUGACAAGUAGUGUUACCCGCAAACCAUUCAAAGGAAGCUCUGUUCUUUGUAUCUUCAAGCGAGCCAAGAAAAUCCAGCCAGAAGGGAUAGAUAAGGGCAAAUUCUAUUCACGAGUCGCAUGUGUUAUGGGCGCAUCAACUGUCCACCUCGUACCUGACAACGAUCUAAAUUCCCUAGUACUCCCUCAACCAAUUUUAGAGUACGAUUAUGUCAAUAACUCGAGAGCUCAGUCAGUAGCGGAGAGGGUUGGAAAUUUCCAAGCAUCCGUAGCCACAGUGUCUCAAAUCGCCACUCCUCCAGCGCUAAAGCCAGCCCCCGAUCACAUUUCUCUUGAUUUCCUGAUUCAUAACGACGUUCAGCAUUCACUUAAUUGGAAAGCGAACCAGCCUUUCUUUAUGCGCUCACGGAGAUUCCCAUUAGCUCGCCAGCGUAGGAUGCGUUUAAUUUGCUGUUCGUUCAUUCUCUUAGUCACAAGCACUGUGCUUCUCCUAUCCUGGCGUUCCAAGUCCGAACCAAUUUUAGUCCAAAAUUACCUAGUUCCUGUCAAACCCCCACUCAUUGAUCGCGCUUGGAUGGAGCGGCUAGGGAUGUACGACGAACCUGAACCCGUGGACGUCGAAUGGAUGGGAUCCCUGGCCACCAAUGCUCUCCGAACUCUGCGCGUCACCCAACUACCUGACUCUAACUCAGUCAAGCAGAAUAAGAACAAGAUUAUUUCCAACUCACUUGCUGAUUGGAACCUUUGCGAAUUCCGUGGUCGACAGUGUCGAGUGCUUUUACCCGUAUCGAUCGGAGAGCAAGAGUCCAAGGCUCAGCUACAUCUUCAACAAACCCGAGUCGUUAACCCAACUCGGAGUAAACGUCGUGAGCCAUUCCGCUUUUCAAAAAUGGGUGGCGACAAGAAGGUUGGCCCCGAAAGUGCAAGUAAUCGAGAUCGGACCCGGGGUCAACCGAGCGGAGAAAAUUCAAACAAGUCGAUCGCUGAACUUGGAGAUGUGUCUAAUGGUCCCUCCUGGCGGCGCUGUCUAUCAAAAAGCACAUCUAGAUUAGACUUUUCCGAGUUCAAGAUCCAACUGGCCCAGAGCAGCACACGAUCCACGGAACUUGCAGAGUUCGGAGAGCACAUAAUUCAAACGCUUCAGCCGAUCGUGGACACCGAGGAAAUCCAAGUGUAUGCUCUUGACUGGAGCCUGCGCCAUCCAAUCUUCCGAGAAGCUGCAUUCCGAUACUUGGUCUAUUCCAAACGAAUUCUGGAUUACGCCGAAAAGCUUCUGGAUGCAGCUGGACCUACUGUUGUCGUUCAAUGGCGUAUGGAAUCGGUCCGGCCUGAAAAUUUGCUCGCUUGUUCCUCCAGUCUAAUCACGUUGCUUCGCCUGACAUUGGCUCAAGCAGAAUAUUCCGACGUGAAAACCGUAUAUCUUGCUACUGAUUAUCCUCUGGAAGGUGCUAAUGCUCCGCACUCGGGCACUUUUCGUACCAUCGGAGAUCAGCAUCACGCCGCAAUUCUAGAAUUUCUCAAUGCAUUCCAACCUCGGGGAUCGCUGGAAAUGUAUAGAUUGACACAUCAAACUAAAUUGUCUCGGGUCACAGAAUAUGACAAAGGUUUAGUUGAGAAUGAUUUGGGGUUCCUCGGAAUUGUUGACAAUCGUUUCACAACAAGCAGAAUUAUUCGUUAG